CUUGUGUGGAUAAGAAUGGAGAUUAAACUAGAGGUGAUCAUUUCAACCAGUAUCAAACAAAGAAAACCGUGGCCUAAAAUCUCCUGGCUGGGGCAGGAAAAUGAAGCAACUUUUCUUCUAGAUGGCAAGGACAUAAACGAAAUAGAUCUACUGUCGGGAAGAACAAAGAAGAAAAUCCCUCGGCUGCAGUCUCUGUUGAAAAAUGUUGUGGUUUUAGCAACUUCCAGAAGUGGUGCUUGGCUUGCCGGGCUAUUAAGCUCGGGAGAUCUCUUCCUGUGGAACAAAGACCAAGACUGUUUGAAAACUAUAUCAGCAUCUGAAGAGUCCACUAAAAUGACAUCAGCAGCUCAGGAAUGUUUUAUCAAAUUGCACUUAUAUGUAUCAGGAGAUGGGAAAAGGGUUCUCCUUACUACUUCAUCUGGAUUCAUCCUUCUGUGGGAGUGCUUAGGAACCAGGAAUGAUCUAGAUUCCAAAAAUCCUUCACUAAUUGGCCAGUGGUCGCAAAUUAAACCUGAAGAAUCAGUACGUUUUCCUUCCACUGAAGAUAAAGAAGCUGCUGUAAAUGCUAUUUUUGUUAACAAUGAGACACUUGGCGAUUGCUGCUUGUGUUCAUUUAUAUUUUAUUCAAGGGAAUGCUUGACGUUAACAUUUCUGGCAGUUCGGUGGCUUGCCAAUGGUUACAGGAGUUUUAGUUCAUUGCCGUACCAGGUCUUCUGGGCCCAGCAAAAAUGUGUCCUAAGUAGUCUGGUUCCUAAGUGUGAAUCAGUCAAAUCAAGGGGAGCAUUGAUUUCUGCAUUUGCAGGUGAUGGACUUCUCCUGGCAAUUACUAUUAAUCAAAGAGAUCCAAAGGCAACUCAGGUGUUGUUUAUAAAUACGUUAAAUUUUGUUACUACUCAUUCUGAUUUGAAAGGUUGUAGUAAUAAGAAUCCCGUGGUUCCGUCCAGACUCAUCAGGUCUUAUUGGGUAGGUGACAUCAGCUGGACUCACGAUAAUCUUUUCCUGGCUUGCAUGUUAAAACGUGGCUCUCUAGUCCUACUGACCUACCUAGGGGAAAUGCUGACAUUAGUCACGUCCGGUUGCUGUGUAGAAUUUGGCCCAGCAGAAUUUAUUCCUCUUCAUCCGUUAAUAACGUAUCGACCCCAACCAUGCCAAUUGCAAGACUCUGAUCAUAACCUCAAUUCAUCAGCUUCUGACAAUGACCCUAUGAGACAAAGAUUUUCUGUUACAGCACACUCAAGAUUACCCUACCUCAUUGUCUCUGACGGGUACAUGGUUACAGUACUAAAAUUCCUUGAAAAUCUGUCCCCAACUGUACUCAUGAAGUCACUUCUGCUUGAUUCAACCCAAAGGCUUGAGAAAAUGCAUCAAGGUCUGAUGAUAUCAAAGACCAGAGGUAAAAGCCUUAGGUUGCAAACACUAGCAUCCCUUAAGUCUAGUCUGCUAAUGCAUCAAGAAAACAACACUGCAACCUUUUUGACCAUCCCUAAAUUCUUGCAAAAAGAGGAAGAAACAGGGAAAUUCACUGAGAAAACAGCAGACUUUCAGGAUUAUGAAGAAGAAGAAAGUGAUAAGCGGUUUUCCAAGAGUCUCAGUUUUGGGAGGCUGAAACUGAAUUCUUCUUUUAGUACAGUCGAAGAAGGAAGAUUAGAAUUUGCGUCGAUGUUUGAUACUCUCCAUGCAGUAGAUAAUACCAGACCAAAAGGUUGUACUGUUUCUGAACUGAAUUCUAUCCAGAAAAAUCUCCUCGCAGCGUGGAGUUUAGGAAUUUCAAAAAAUAUAGAAGAAAAGUCCAAAAUGUUGAAUUACACAGUGGUCUGCAUUGCUCACUUUCUGUACAUUCUUCAGUUCACAAAAUGUCCGUCACCAAAACCUGCUUUUUUUUUAAACCAGGCUACAAGACAUAAUGCGUGGUUACAGUGUGUCUUCCAUCUCUUUCACCAGUGUUUAUCCAUCCAAUUCUGGGAUAUGAGAUGCCAACAAGAUAUGGGACAUUUGGUCAGGCUCACGUCACAGACCCUGCAGUUGAUGUUUAUUCAACAAAAACAAGAUCGGUUAUUUUCAGAAACACUUUUAGGGGGAUUCCACUUACUUAAGAUGGUCUCUGAAAGUCUAAAUGUCACAUAUUGUUUACAGAAUGAGGUUAUUUCGUCCUCAGCUGAUGUAAACAGAACGGUAAAUUUUGAUUCAUUAGUGGUUCCUGUUUUUCAAGAAUUUCACGGCAACCAUUCUCAGAAAAUGCGCUCGUGGGAUUCUCUUUUCUGCAUGCCUCCUCAAGCAGUAAAUCUUGGUCACAAACCAGGAAACAGAUUAGCCUUCCUAUGGCGACUGUUAUAUAAACAAGCACUGUGGUAUCAAACUCAGAUAAGUAGGAAGAUUUCCAAGAGCGAUGUACAAUUAACAGAGAAAAUAACCUUUGAAGAAUCCAUCGUUAAAUCCCUCUUAGGCCACAUUCAGGCCGCCCUACAAGCUACGGGAGAUAGCUUGGAUCAUACACUGAAACUUAAAUCUGUUUCUGGUGAAGAGCAUUUUCUUUUAGGAGCUUAUGAAGUGUCAGUGCAGUUAUGGAAGAAAGCGCUUCAGGAAGCCAAAGGAAUAGGAAGAAGAACAUGCUACCUGCAGACCCGCUAUUUACUUGCGAUUUUAUAUUGCCAUCUUUAUCACUACAAUUUGAAUGAUGCUCAAGGACUGUGUGAUCAGUUAGUAAGAGCAAUACUAAGGCGAUCCCAUCUGAUUAUAAAAGAGGAGGAAGAUUCCUUUGUUCCUGAGAAUUUGCACUGUGCCUUUGGAAUGAUAGAAGAUGUUCAUCCUGAGGCUGCAGUAGUGGUGAUCCAGUCCGUGGCACGAUUCAUGACAGCAUACUUCACUAAUCAUCCGCUCUAUGUACUUCCACCUCACAAUGUGAAUAUUCUUCCUCCUCUUCACAUCAACUCAGGGCAGUCUCCUCGAGUUGUUCCUCUGCAGCACGCCAAGGUUUCCAGUGUUGUCAGAGACCAGAACCUUUCUGAAGUGUGGACAGUGGAAUACGCUCUUGAGUUGCUCUUAAUUGGCGGGCUGCUUCCAGAAGCUGUGUGGCUAGUACAUACACUUGGUGAUUGGAAGAUGUCUGUUUCUAUUGGUUUGGCCAUCAACCUAUUUUGCAAAAAUAAUAGCAGCUUAUCAAAGUCAAAGAAAAAGAAUCUGAACCUUCCGUUAAAUCUGACCCCAGAGCAAACUUUUCAGGAAAAACUGCAGAGUUUCCUGGGUCAGCCAGACUUUUCAGAGGCAUUAAAUGAAGUCGGUCCAAAAUACAAACAGUUCACAGACCCCAUUGAAGAGGAGGAUGCGAAUGUGCUUUUCGGUUCCGUGCAAGAAAUUCUGAAAGCCGCAGUGAUGGCUGAUGCAGAUAUCCUUUCGGAAACCUUUCAACUCCUCAUGGACUCUGCUAAGGAUCUUAGCAAGAGGCUGUGGGGGUUAGUGCCUGUAGGGUUGUAUCUCCCCGCACCGCCAUUGUAUUGUCCGCAGCCAGCAUUUCUCAGUGAGGAAGAGGAUAAUGAUCCACCUUUGAAAAUUGAGAGGGAUUAUCGCCGGAAGGUGUCUGGUCUUCUUCAGAGAAUUCUGCUGCUGUUUCGGGCAGCUCGUUGCUCCUUUCCUGCAGCUCAGUGGUAUAUCGUAAAAUUGAAAUGGGCGAGAAAAGUCAUGCAAAAGAUUCGACUGAAAGCUUCCCUUCCUCUACUGAAUCCUCUUCCUCAGUCUUUGCUUAAUUACUCUAAAGUUCGCUUGGCUUUCUUUAAACCUGGAGCAGCGGGAGAUCACGCCUGUGAUGAAGUUUCCAGUAAAACAAUAGGUUGCUUCAGAGAACUCUGUGCUUUGUGUUGGAUGCUGCAUGUCCGUGACAAAUUGUCAUACAGUUGUAGACAGUACCAGGCUGCAAGAGAAAAUGUAGAAAAGAAAAAGGACUGCGAGAUGGACUUCGAUGCUUGCGUGAUUGAACACUCUCUCAGUGCUGUGGAAUGGGCAUGUAGGCUACUGCCUUUUUCUAGAUUUAUGAAUAUUGAAGAACUUGUGCAGGAUAUAAUUUUGAGCCUUGUUGCGGAGCUACCACCUAUCAGAAAGGUAGCUGAAAUUUUGGUGAAAGCAUUUCCCAAUCCUGAAGACAUCAGGGUUCCUUUAAGGGAUAAAUAUCAUUCCCUUCAGCAACGACUCAGACACUGUACCGUGAAAGGGCCCCAGACAGAGGAAAUGAUGUCCGUUGUCCUGCGUAAUAUCCAGAAAGUCAGAUCGAAAGCUCUAAGGCGCGUGAGAAGAAACAUAGGCCCCUUUGAAAUGAAUAUCUGGGAGCCGGAUGAAGACGAGCAUCCCAAUGAUGAGACCCAGGGCUGGGAUAGAUAUUCACUGGAGGCCAGUUGGAGUAGAAGCACGCUCACAGAAUUAGGAAGUACCGUGACUCAGAGCGAUGCUGAUCUAGCGGAGACGCUUUCGGAAGUUCUCACGACCGAAAGACCAAGACAGCAGCUUCAUUCGGAUCAAAGAAAUAAUCGGCGUUUUCCAGAAUUAACCUCUCUUAACAAGGACAACAGUAAGAAGAAAAAAUAUUGUGAGCUAGAAGAAAAACCUAAAAUAAAAGAUCAUGAAAAUUUGCUUGGACAGAAUAGAGUUCCUUUAGUAGGUGCGUGGGAAUUUGAACGAGAUGACGAAGAAUAUGUUAAAUUCCUUGAUCUCUUUUUGAGUUACAUGCUGGAAAGAGACCUGGUUGGCUCUAGUGAUCCUGGAAUUCCUUUUCUCACCAGCUUUUCGACUCAUCUUAAAGAACAUGAACUUAAUUCUUUGCUUUUCGAUGUUCACACCACUCUGAAACGUCGACAGGGAAAAACCAAAAGUCAGAACGUGUUUCGGGCUGGUUGUUGCUACACCGUUGUUCCCGCGUCGUGUGGAUCUGAGAAAUCCACUUUGGAUAAUGAAAAGCAAAAUGGCUUGGAAAAUCAAGUACCCACACUUUCAGAGCUCGUUCUUCAGGGAAAUGGAUCUUCUAAACAGAACUUAUUAGAUGAAGUCAGUAGAAACAAGGGAAAGCAAGGAUUAUUUGGUUUAACACAAAAAUCUAUUUACAGAAUGCAAGAUGAUAAUCGAGAGAUACCUCUUACGUCCCUAACCCAUAAUUUGUCUGACCAUGCUUUUCCCGCUCCACAAUCCUUUAAACCUGGAAGGUGCACCUACAAAGCGAUUUCUUGGAAUGAUAUUUCGCCACGGGAGGAACUUCCUUUAGAACUAAAUAACAAAUUUGGCAGUAUAGCAAGACUGCUGGAGUGGAUGAUAAGGUGGUCUGAUCGACGUCUGCUGUGCGAUUCCAGUAAAACGGAAUCAUUCCCUAUAUACAGCCCAGUUAUACGUGUGAGGACCUCAGCCGCUGCUAUUCUUACGUCGUUAUGGCUUCUGGAGACACCACGCCUUGACGAAUGUAAAGCAAAAAAUGUUGUCUUCAAGGUUCCAGAGCACCAGUACACUGUGGCUCCUGUAUUCCUACCAGCAAGCAUUCCCAGAGUGGAGACGGAGAGUGGGGCAGACACUGGUUGUCCAGCAGCGACAGCAAACCCGAAAGGAAUUCAGGAAGGAAAUGAUUGUGAGGAAGGUUGCAAUGGUGCUUUGGAAUUACCAGUUGCCGCAAAAGAUCCAGAAGUGGAAGAAAACAGCAUUGAAAAUUUUUCCUUAAAGCGUAUUGCUGAAAAAGGAGCUACAGAUAUUUAUGAGGAUCUCUUAGAAGUGGAAACGUUCACGCAGGAUGAAGUGGAGUCAUACUCAUCGUAUGAUGAAGAAAACUUCGAAGGGACAGCUGGAAGUGUUGGAAACAGUAUUUCCAUCACCAUUAAACCUGUACAGCAGCCGUCAGAGAGACAAAGCUCCGUAGCAGAGGUUAGAUGCCCAGAUGAAGAACCAGUGGAAGAAAUGGUAAUGAAAAUGGCAAUCGAACAAGAUAGUUUGACUGAGGCUGUUGUCAAUACUAAACUUAUACCACAUACGCUAGAUGAAAAUACAGCUCUUUCUAGCGAACGCAUGUCUGAGUAUAAAGAACACUCCUCAACUCAGCCGUCUCUAGUCCGAGGAGAAAGUGCCUCAUCCGGUGCCCCUGCUUGUUCCAAACACCAGAAUACUCAGGAAAAUGAACCUUCAGUUCAGCCUCCGAACGCUUCAGAUCCUGUCAGGCAGAUGCUCCAAGAUGAAAUGUUUAGAUUGCUUCAGCUGCAGCAGAUCAACUUCAUGAGCCUAAUGCAGGUGGUGGGGUCAUCAUUUGCAAAUCUCCCAAUGGUUCAACAGCUUCUGCAGCAACCCCAGGCUUCAGGAUUGACCGGGCCUGUGACUUGCACGGGUAACGAUCUUCAAGCUGAUACUCCGGUCAGACAGGAAGCAAUGGGAGACCAUGCCAAACAGGCUGACCGGAAAAGCAGCUUGCACUGCCAGGAAGAAAUCCCCCCAAAAGAUCAGAACCACACUGGGAAUAUCCAGAGCCAUUCCAAUUCUAGAGGACAAAUUCCAUCGCCAGAAACAUUGCUCUCCCCUGCUCCUCCAGGACAAACUGCAAGUAACCAUCUCCAACUUUUAUCUCCUUCACCCGGCACUCAAAAGAUUCCUCCUCUUAUCCCAGUGGCAAAAUCCUUAAAUCCUGUCAAUGGCUUUCCUUUGCUUAAACUUGAAACUGAGCUUAAGUUGUACUUGCCGCCAGUAAGAGAAGCACAAGCUUCCCUCAGGCCCCCUCUACAACCAAGGAAGGCUUGGGGUCCGGCUAAUUCUGUGAAGGAAACUCUCCCGACACCUUUCAGAGCUCACAACCCUCUCUCUACAGCCCAUUUGAACUUAAAUCAGUAUGACGCUGACGCAGUACAGAAAGCAUUGGAGCAGAAGAGAUGGGCAGAAACUGUAAAUCAGGCACCACCUAAGCAUCUUAACCUAGAUCAGUACGUUACGCAGGAAAACUCUCUACCUCAGCAGGAUCCUUCAAGAGAAAUAAGUGGUGAAGAAACAUUUAAUGGCACUCCAGCCCCUCUCGGGGCAUCGUGUCAGAAUUUCUCUGGAAUCCCUUUGCUACAUCUGCAGCGGCGCGACUUUACACCUCUGCUUCUGUCAACUGGAACGGCACCAGUUUCCGUUCCCUCACUGCUUACUGGACCUCUGGCGAAAGAGCAAGACUCAAGGAGGAUCUUACAUCAAUGGAAAGGAACAGCAUUACUUCAUUCUCGUCUAGCUCGUGAAAGCAAGUACCGACAGCCAAAACUUAUUCCCCUUGAAAAUCUCAUGGCAUUUGAACAAAGUUUGUUUGAACAAGGACAGCCUAGGAAGAUUCAGCUCUUAAAGACUGAAAUUCAGCCACCUGAAGCGAGACAGGAAGUGGACAAUAAAAAAAGACAAAGAAGACGGGCCAAAAAAAACUUGCAAGAGAAAAAUGAUAAAGAACAAGAGAGGAAACCAAGUGUGACAUUCCGACCAGAUGAGUCUAUCAUUAGCACUGUAGAUGAAGAAGUACUUCUGAUGACUAAGGAAAAACAAGAUGAACCCAAAUCUCAGGAUAAGGAUGGUUUCGCUAUUCCCUUUGAGUCGCUUGGAGAAGACAUUUCAACUUCAGCAGGGCUACAUUAUAUGGCUUCUAUCAGAAAGAAAGCUGUAGAAAUUCAAGAUGCAAGUACAAAUACAGAGCCAGUUCUUAAAUCCCUUCAAACUAAGGAAGCUACUUUACAAGAAGUUGUUUCUGAACCCGGUCCCACUCAGCCUGUCAUUUCUCCUGAACCAGCACCUGAAACUUUGAGUGUCCCUCAGGUAGUGCCUCCAGAUGUUUUCCUAAACCUCAGAUUUCCCGAUGAAAUAGCAGAGAAACCAUCAUCAACUUCAACAUCUGCUGCUGCUCCUAAUCUGGGUGGACACCAGUAUAUAAAUGUGAUUGAUAUUGAAGCCAGUGAUAUUCUGAAAGGAUUGCCUGUUAUAGAUGAGCUCAAGGACGAUGCGGUUGUCCAACAGAAAAGUGAAAAGCCAGAAGUCCCAUCUUCUGCGAAACUACACUUCAUGGCCGCGUCUGUAACCAACGUACAUCAUCCAGACCUUAAGAGUGAUGGUGAGGCAAAAUCACUGCUUCAAGUGGAAGCCCAGAAUUUGAAGUCAGACCACGUGGAAGACCGUCUUACGUGGAAUCGGCUUUGUGAGUGUGUUCCAGCUGACCCCCCUAUGGUAUCGUCCAGCGGAACUCUCCACAAGGAGCACUUAGUCACAGAAUUCCAGAAAAUGGAUGAAAAACUGUUGGCGUUACAGAAUAUGGCAGAAAAUAUUGAAAAGGACUUUUCAAACACUAAAUUGCUAGUGAAAACAAUAGAGAAUUGGGAGGAAACGGUUGCCCCAAAUGUGGAUAAAGGGAGAUGCUCCUCUCGAGCUUUUCGAGAAUCUGACCAAGGACACUCUCUGAUUCCCCUGGAUUUUGAAGAUCCAACUGAUGAAAAGGAAGAAAUAUUAGAACUUGAGUUUGUGGAUAAUCAGAUUGGUCAUUUGAAAGCUCAUUCCUUAUCCUCUAUCACAUCUAGCAGCCAUUCCACUGUGAAAAGUGGUUUUGAAGGUAUUACUUACAGUGAAGAGUUAGUUCACAGUUUUUCAGCAGAUCCCCUUCAGAUUACUGGAUUGACUGAUGUUGCUGAUAUAAUUCAUGACCUUGUAAAAGAUGGUGGCAUUUCUGCUCAUGAUCUGGGUUUAACUGAAAAUCAAGCUAGGAAAAUUACCAGCACCCGAAUUACUCGGCAGCCCCCGAGAACAGAAAAGGAGAAAAAGGAGAUUCGAGCUUGGAUGAAAAGGAAACAGAAAGAAAGAAUGGCGGAAUACCUGGGUAAACUGGCUGAACAAAGAGCUCAGGAACAUGAUCCUUUUCACAGCAGAAGAAAUGCAAAUGCUAUGACUUCAAGGGAAAUUAGACUGAGUCAGAAGUUGAAAGUUGAAAAAGACAAAAUGCUACAGUCCAAGUACCGUAGUCAUCGAGUCUUGGAAGCAGUUACUCUGAUGAAUGAGCUCUUGUCUGAGACCGUGCAGCUACCGACAGAUGAAUCGAGGCCGUUGUCCGGCGCACCCGGAUUAGCUCGAGGUCUGAGGAGGCAACUCCUCCCUCCCCAAAGAGGGGAUACUCCUCAUGGUUGCACCUCGUUAACGAGUCAAGCUGAAAAAAUCAAAUUUGCUUCAAGACCUGUUUAUGCUCAGAAAAGAUCCAGCCUCUCCCGAGGACCUCAGAAUUCAGUUUGGUCAAAGGGAGCUGCCAAGUUCGCGGUUCAGAAACAAACACGGGAUGCCAAAGUGACACUAAGAAAUGCACCAAGAUCUCCAGUCACCUCUAGGCAGACUCAGACGUCCAAAGCGGCUAGCAGAGGAGCAUCACCCGAUCUUAAUAAGGAGCCACCACAUCUGCAGAGGCCCAGCCAGCAGAAGUGGAAGUUGCAAGGGAGAAGACCCGUGGCAGCUAUUCCAGCCUCAAGCUAUCCAACACCCAACGGAAGGUACCUGAGCUCUCCGGCGGGGAGUCAGUCUGAGGCAGACGGGGCAUAUGAGCGAGAGCAAGAUGUAGUGAGUCCUUGGACUGUCCCUCCAGAAAUCCACAGAAUCCUGCACGAUAAUCACGAUCCCCUUUUUGAGGGCUCUUUAAUUCCUGAAGAUAAUGGUUCUCGGCUCAGUGCCAAUGGUCUGGAUACCAUAUCAGAAAGCACCGAAAGCAUCCUCAGCAAGCUCGACUGGAAUGCCGUUGACGCCAUGGUGGCCAGCGUAGAAGACAAAUGAAGGAAAGCUUUGAGAGCACAAUCUCCAGCCACCGUGCUUAAUUAAGGCAAGGGUCAUGUGGAUUUGAGCCUAGGAUUUCUCAGGGAAACAAAGUGCCUCGGGAGAGGGAUCCUCAGCUUCUUCACUUAACGGGAAGUUCCGCGGUAGCGUUCUGAUUUUCCCUGUGAUUAGCUGCGAAGCCGCGUGAAUGCUGAAAUAAAAUAAUUUUCCUUAA
Messenger RNA from Tachyglossus aculeatus (Australian echidna), 9979 nucleotides. It is a transcript of the gene CPLANE1, whose product is annotated as ciliogenesis and planar polarity effector 1. Gene Ontology annotation, biological process: cilium assembly. Gene Ontology annotation, cellular component: ciliary transition zone. The record is from RefSeq and is a predicted model, not a curated record. Lineage: Eukaryota; Metazoa; Chordata; Mammalia; Monotremata; Tachyglossidae.